AUGGAUGAUUCGGACCAACCCGUUUCUGAAUUUUGGCUGUAUGGCUACGGAAGUCUGAUUUGGAAGCCACCACCUCACUUUGACAGAAGAAUCCCUGGAUAUGUCACAGGUUAUGUGCGUCGGUUUUGGCAGGCCAGUGAGGAUCAUAGAGGAACCCCUGAGGCGCCUGGGCGCGUUGUCACCUUGAUAGAGCGGCCUUACUGGGAAUCGUUGGAUGAUACAUAUCACUCCGCACCUUCCAAGGUCUGGGGUGUUGCAUAUCGAAUCUUGCCCGAGCGUGUCGCCGAAGUCAAAGAAUACCUUGAUAUUCGCGAAAUCAAUGGUUACUCUAUACAUUUCACACCGUUUCAACCGGCAGAUGGCUCCCAGGCGUUUAAAACGCUGGUCUACAUUGGAACCCCCGACAAUGCCCAAUUCGUGGGGCCCCAGGAACCUGAUCAGCUCGCUCGUCAUAUCCAUGCGAGCAAAGGACCUAGUGGGUUAAAUAAAGAUUACCUCCUUGGUCUUGACCGGGCUCUUGAUGAGUUAUCGACCGAAAGUACAGACGAACACAUUACAGAUCUUGCAAACCGAGUCAGAGCAUUGGACGCCUCAGCAUAA
[Torrubiella] hemipterigena is the source of this 600-nucleotide messenger RNA. Lineage: Eukaryota; Fungi; Ascomycota; Sordariomycetes; Hypocreales; Clavicipitaceae. The record is from the annotation of a GenBank genome assembly.